This is a messenger RNA of Saccharomycodes ludwigii, 2073 nucleotides long. RefSeq lists its product as uncharacterized. NCBI's taxonomy places the organism in Eukaryota, Fungi, Ascomycota, Saccharomycetes, Saccharomycodales, Saccharomycodaceae. The transcript has a single exon. Bases 1 to 2073 code for a protein of 690 amino acids. The record is from RefSeq and is a predicted model, not a curated record. Gene Ontology annotation, cellular component: membrane.
AUGACCCAAGAUAAAAGUCAUAAUCAAUAUCAUAAUAUCAAUGGAACCAUACUCGAUAAUUGGAAUUAUACCCGGUACAAAAAAACUUGUAAUCCAAGCAAAGAUUAUGAUUCUCCACUUUCAGAAAAUUUUUUUUUGGAAACUGUUUCUGCAAAUAAUGGAAUUGUUUGUGGCCCAAUACUAAGGUUGAUUUCGAUUACUACAAACAAAGACAAUGAGUCCAUUUACAAAGGUUCUAUAUUACUAAUAUGUAAUGGCAACAAUCAACAACCUAAACCCAUCAAGUUUUUCAUUCAAAAGGACAACAGUAGUCUUACUACUUUUAUACCAAAAAAAGUUGUAUGCUUCCACAAAGAUUUUUUAUACAAAGACUCUGAUCCCAAUUUUUGUUUAAAUUUCUAUAGGUAUGAAUUUGAAAUUACCUUAAAUGAACAAAACGAACAACUAAUCACAUAUUCUAUCGACGACAACCAUUUACCUCAUUAUAGAUUCUAUAUACCAUCAGCUAAACAAAACUGUAACACAAUUUCAUAUUCUUGUAAUGGAUUUUCUUUGAAUACUGAUACUUCAUCAUUUAACGGAUCUUUAUGGUACGAUGUGUUAAGGAGACAUAGCUCUAAUCAUUACCAUGUUAUGCUAGGCGGAGGCGAUCAGCUGUAUUCUGAUAGAGUUAAAAUUGAAUGUCCCAAGUUUUUAGAAUGGUUGCAUUAUAAAAAUGAUGAACAUUUUAUCAAACAGAAAUACCCUGAAAAUGCAAAAUCUUCCAAAAUCAAACAUGAUAUUCAUCAUCACAAGUUAUUAUUUCAAAAUUUUGAAUACGAUACUGAAUUUUCCAAACAAAUUAGACAGUUUUAUUUGAAAAAUUAUUUAGAGUGGUUUGGUUACGGAUAUUGGAAAGGUACCAUGGGGAAAACUUUAAUUACACAAUUGCCAAUCGCAUUUGCCACCAUUCCCUCCAUUAACAUCUAUGAUGACCACGAUAUAAUUGAUGGAUUUGGUUCGUAUCCUGAUAAGACAAUGAAUAAUGAAGUUUUCAAGAACUUGGGGAAAGUAGCCUAUGAAUAUUACAUGCUUUUUCAACAACAGGUUUCAUCACCUUUUAGCAGCGAUGAACAGGAUGUGUAUGGAUAUUUCAAGGAACCUAGCUGGGUUCUCGGUUCCGAACAAGGUUGCAAAUUUAUUGGUGAAAGAUCACAUUCGAUUUUUACAAAACUAGGCCCCGAUUUAGCCCUAUUGGGUUUGGAUUGCAGAACUGAGAGAUCUUUAAAGGAAAUAUUGUCGAAAAAAACAUAUGACACAGUUUUUGCCAGAUUGCAAAAAGAAUACAAUUCUAGUAGAUAUAAGCAUUUGUAUUUAAUGCUAGGUGUCCCCAUUAUGUAUCCCAGGUUUGUUUGGUUAGAAAAUAUUUUUGAUUCAAAGUUAUUGACACCAAUUAAAUGGGCCUCAAGAAAAGGAUGGAUGUUUCAUGGUUUGGUUAAUGAAUUCAAUGGAGACAUCGAAUUAUUAGACGAUUUGAAUGAUCAUUGGUGUUCCUUUCAUCAUAAAGCUGAAAGAAACUAUUUGAUGGCUAGAUUGCAGGAUUUUGCUGCCAAAAAUUGCGUUAGGAUCACUAUUUUAAGUGGUGAUGUUCAUUUGACCUGUGUUGGUCAAUUUGAGCCCUCAACCAAAGCUGUUGCAGGCCAUAAAAGUUCAGAAGAUCCCAGACUAAUGUAUAAUAUUAUAUCAAGUGCUAUAACGAACACCCCUCCACCUGAUGCAAUGGUAAAACUGUUGACUCAUAGAUCAAAGUCUAAACAUAAGUUUAGCAACGAUACUGACGAAAAAAUGUGUGACGUUUUUAAGUCCAAUAGGUCUAGUAAUGGAUCAUUAAGUGAAAAAUUCAUUAAUCAACGAAAUUGGUGUGAUUUAGUUUAUAAUUCGGAAACAGAUUACGUUCAGUCUAAGAUAUAUGUUGAAAAAGAUAGAACAAGUAUUGACUCAGAAACUAAAAGUUUCAAAUUAGAUAUCUCGCCAUGUACCGAACAUAACGUUAAAUUAGAUCAUGGUGGAAUGAGACACGUAGGACAGUUUUAG